Molecule: messenger RNA, 2031 nt
Organism: Synchiropus splendidus (mandarinfish)
Lineage: Eukaryota; Metazoa; Chordata; Actinopteri; Syngnathiformes; Callionymidae
Gene: ckap4
Product: cytoskeleton associated protein 4
Exons: 2
Coding region: 179-1651 (490 amino acids)
Source: RefSeq, a predicted model, not a curated record
GCGGUCCGGCCCCCAUCCGCAUACCUCAACACGACCCCCCCACCCCCUUCCUCUGAAGGACACGACGCGCUCCCUGAUACGCUGCUAGUUCCAGUGGGUUUGGACCCGACUCCUGAUCCAUCCACCACUGCACGGCUCCGGCUCUGACUCCCGGGCUCUCCACGUCCGCACACCCGCCAUGGCCGCCAAGAACCGGCAGAAGAGCGAGAAGGGCGAGAAAAGCGCCAGCAACCACGAAGAUGCGCCCAAGAAGAGCCAGAAGAGCAACGGCGCGAGCUCCGCGGGCCCCCAGGGGCCGCGCUCUCCGCAGAAGCCAGCCGCCACCGGCUGCCUCCGAAGCCUCGCCUCUGCGCUGCUGUACGCCGUGUUGGCGGCGGCCGUCGGCUUCGCUGCGCUUUACUGCCAGAAAGUUCUGGAGGAAGUCCGCGAGGCGAGCGCGAGGACCGAGGAGAGCGCGCGGAGGAGCGGCCAGCUGCGCGGCGCGGUGGACGGAGUCCAGCUCCAGGUGGAGUCUCUGAAGCGCCUGGUGGAAGGUCUGGAGUCGUCCCUGAGCAUCACCCGUUCAGAGCUAGAGGGCGCUGUCAGCAGAAUGAAGGCAGGGGAGCUGGAGACCAAGAAGGUGGACGAGACUGUGAGGAAUCUCCAGAGUGACCUUCUGGCUGACCUGUCUGAGAGCAUCAAGGAAGUGAAGGUGGCCCAGGAGAGCGACCUCUCCACCGUGGAGAGGAGCGUGGAGCAGCGGCUGGCCGAGGUCAGCGAGGCGCUCAAGGCCAGCGUGGCUGAGGUCACGUCGGCUCAUGCCGAGGUGCAGCAGCAGGUGGCCGGCCUCCAGGCGCUGGUGGGCGGGGCCGAGAACCCUGCGCUCCUCAGGCAGGAGCUGGAGGCCAUCGUCAACACGGUGGCGGAGAUCAAAGCGGCGCAGGGCGCUGAGGACUCGCGGGCCGGAUCGCUACGGGAGCAGAUCGGCUCGGUGAGGGAGGAGCUUCAGACACGCAACAGGGAGGUGGCGUCGCUGUCGGACGAGGUCCAGUCGGUGCGCGCGCUGGUCCAGGAGGCGGCGGGGAGCCUGAAGCGCUCCCUGUCCGAGGCCCAGCUGGACCUGCAGGCGCUGAAGGACCAGAGGGAGACCCUGGAGAGCGAGCUGGAGCAGGCCCUCAGCAGAGCACAAGAAGCCCAGAAGCAGGCCAGCGAGGCGGCGGCUCAAGCCCAGGGGAGGUCAGAGGAGCUGGAGACCAGAGUGAAGGCGUCCGAGGAGAGCGCCGACUCGCUGGCUGCCUCCAUCUCCGACAUCACCUACAAGGUGGACUCGCUGCUCGGGAAGGCGGGCACCCUGGAGAGCUCUGUGGCCGAGCAGGGACGCGCGGCGGACGACGCCAAGGUGACCUUGGGAGGAGAGCUGGCGCUGUUGAGAGGCCGGCUGGACCAGCUGCAGUCCACUCAGGAGAGCUCGGCUUGGGAAGAGCCGCUGGAGGAGCUGCGGAAGAGAGUGGUCUCUCAGGAGGAGAGUGGCCAGAGGGCGCUGCAGAGCUUGCUCUCCAAGCUGUCGGAGCUGGAGGAGAAGACCUCCGCCAGGCUGCAGAGUCAGGAACAGGCCAUCUCCUCCCUGCAGGAGGGCGUGUCCAGCAGCAGCAGCAGCCGCGCGGAAGAGUAGCGCCGCCGGCCGCCGCUCACACACUUGCACUGGACCUGAAGGAAGGUCAGCAGCGGGCGCUGCUGAUGGAGCUACAACACCGUCGCUCAUGGACCUUCUUGAACAUGAAGCGGGACCGUCGGUCCCGGAACACUCCAGAAUGGGUGUCACAGGACCUGGGUGAGGGGCCACUUGUAGUUCGGGUGCCAACAUGUUUCAGGGUAGCACUCCUUUUGUUUACUUUUUCCAAGGAAUAAAGAUUGUUUUGACAACAAACUGGAGCCGCUCUGGUCCAUCAACACGGGAGGAGAACCAGUCGUCCAUUAAAUACUCUGCAAGACCGAAGUUUAAGGAAGUUAAGAGCAACAAAUAUCUUCCACGUUCUGAACAAGAGGUGACGG